AUGACCUCUGUCUUUGCCAAGCUCGAUGUUGAUGGGGACGGGAAGACCAAUGACGCAUCCCGCCUCACCACCUCCCUCCCAGCCUGGCGGGAACGCACAGGCCCGGAAGCAUAUCGUAUUACUCGUGAAGCUCGCCCUGCCUAUGACCAUCCCAUCGCUGACCAAUGGCAUGCCAUCGGCACGAGCAUAUAUCAGUUUCUCGACUCCCAGGGAGUCAAGUGGACUUCAAUCGACCCCGUCGCUUUUGCUGAGGAGGGGGAGGUGGAGCCGUUCUGCCCACUUCUUAUGUGGAUUGGGGUCCAUCCCAAGUCCCUCAUCUACGAUGCUGCUGUGGCUGCAGCCGGUGGCUUCCCUGAGAUCGAAGUUGCCUUCCGUGAAUCAGUCAUCAAUCGGUCUGUCGCUACGGGCCCCAAGUUGCUCCCCUUCAACCCCCUUCGUGACCCCGUCCCCGAACUCCUCAAGCCCUUCACGCCCACGCUUGGCCUCUCCAUCGCACCGCUGAAGACGCCGUAUUAUGAGGGCACAGGUGCCCUCUACCUCCGCGUCGGCAACACUGACAAGCGCACUGUCCUCCUCACUGCUGCCCACGUUGCUCGUCCUGGGCUACAACAAUGCUGUCACGGACAUGCUGAAUCGAUCGAUGUCUGGAACGACAAUAUUGCUAGAUUGUCCGAGCAGUCCGCUGAGAGGGAGGAGGAUGAGGAGAUGGCCGAGAAGCGCCAGGAGUAUGUGGACCUAGUGAACAAGGCGAGGAAGAAGAUUGAGAAGAUAAACAAGCUUCACAACUAUGUCACCAAGUUCUGGGCGACCCCGAAGCAUCGCAUCAUCGCCCACCAGUUCACCCACGACUGGGCACUGAUCGAACUCUACGAGGAAAAGAUCAGCUGGGACUCGUUCAAGGGCAACAAGGUCUAUGUUGGCGAGAACCUCUCGUCGUCCGACUACGGCAAGAUCAUGCUCCCCCGACCUGAGGACCAGGCCGGCUACAAGUACCCGCGUGAUGGUCUCCUCCAGGCCUACGGUGUCGUGAAGGAAAAGGAGAUACGAUCGCCCCAGUACCUCGAUGGCCACAAGUGUCUCCUCGUAGUGAAGAAUGGCAUGGCCACGGGCACUACUGUGGGUCGCGUCAACGGGUUGUACUCGUUCACUCGUGUCUACACCGAACAUGGCAUCCAACAGACGUCGGUCGAGGUAGCUGUCCUGCCUUACGACAGGAGGAGGGGCGCCUUCUCUGCCUCCGGAGAUUCUGGUGCCAUCGUCUUCGAGAGGGGCGGUGGCAUUGUUGGCAUGCUCACCGGUGGCAGCGGCACGACUGAAGCCACCGACACCACCUACCUUACCCCGUACUGGUGGCUCGAGGAGCAGAUUAAGAAGGUCCUUCCCGUCUCCUACCUCUACGACGACGUCUAG
Pisolithus orientalis is the source of this 1410-nucleotide messenger RNA. RefSeq lists its product as uncharacterized. The transcript has 5 exons. NCBI's taxonomy places the organism in Eukaryota, Fungi, Basidiomycota, Agaricomycetes, Boletales, Pisolithaceae. Bases 1 to 1410 code for a protein of 469 amino acids. The record is from RefSeq and is a predicted model, not a curated record.